AUGAAGGACUUUUUUGCAUUUAGGAUACAGGAAAGGUUAGCUGAUGGUUCUCCAUUACUGGUUGUUGGAUACCCAGAGCUUUUCUUAACCUUUACUUGCAAUCCUAAGUGGCCUGAGUUUAAUUUUCUAAAGAAUAGGGAUCUAAAUGCUGAAGACCGUCCUGAUAUGGUAUGUCAAACCUUUAAGGUCAAAUUGGAUCGUCUAAUCCAAGACAUCAGAGAGAACAAUAUAUUUAGAAGGGUCGUUGCAGUUGUCUAUACUAUCGAAUACCAGAAGCAUGGUCUACCCCAAGCAUACAUCUUGGUCUUCUUACAUAGAGAUGACAAGUAUCCAGCUGCAGAUGAUAUUGAUCAAAUCAUAAGUGCUGAAAUAACAGAUAAGGAUAGAGAUCCACUAUACUAUGAAGUUGUAGAAAAAAACAUGAUGUACGGUUCAUGUAGGAGCAUCAAGAAAGACUCACCGUGCAUGGAGAAUGGAAAGUGCAUUAGACACUUUCCUAAAAAAUUUGUCAACAACACUACUAUUGACGAUGAUGGAUAUCCUAUUUACAGGCGAAGAGAUGAUGGAAAGACAAUUAGCAAAUGUGGGGUUGAACUUGACAAUCGUUAUGUUGUCCCACACAAUAAAAAGCUUCUUUUGAGAUAUGGGGCACACAUUAACGUUGAAUGGUGCAACCAAUCAAGAUCAAUCAAAUACUUAUUCAAGUAUGUUAAUAAAGGAAACGAUCGAGCAACUGCUUCGUUUUACAACAGUAGCACAACCGAUGUAGAGAAUGAUGAGUGUGAUGAAGUUAGCAUGUAUUAUGACUGUAGAUAUAUAUCUCUAUGUGAAGCACCUUGGAGAAUAUUUGGGUACAGAAUCCACUUUAGAGACCCUUCUAUGGUACGUUUGGGGUUCCACUUGCCAGGUGAGCAACCUGUUAUUUUUCAAGAUCAUGAAAAUCUAAAAGAUGUUGUUAAGAAGGCUUCUGUGAAGGAAUCUAUGUUUCUUGGAUGGUUCAAGACAAACAAGAAGUACAGUGAGGCUCAGAGAUCAGGAAAAAUAUACUAUGUUCAAUUACUCCUAAAUUUUGUGAGAAGCCCAACCAGCUCUGAGGAUAUUAGAACUAUUGACGGUAUUCUAUACCCUACAUUUAGAGAUGCAUGUUAUUUACAAGGUAUUCUAGAUGAUGACAAGGAAUAUAUCGAUGCUGUUGAGGAAGCAAAUUUACAUAUGACAGAGACAGAAAUAAGAGACUUGACUCUUAUUGAAAUUGAGAACUUAUUAAAGGGAUACAAUAAGAGCCUAAGAGACAUCCCUUCUAUGCCAUUCCCUAACAUUGACAUGUGUUAUCAACAAUUGAUGUCCAAUAGUGUCAAUAGGCUUAUUUGUGACGAGUUUCGUUAUGAUAGGCGACAAUUGGUAGUAGAGCAUGCAGAUUUGUUACAAAAGCUAACAGAUGAGCAGAAGCGAGUGUAUAAACAAAUAUUAGCAGCUGCCAAUAGUGGUGAUGGUGGUGUGUUUUUACUAUAUGGAUAUGGCGGUACAGGAAAGACAUUUGUUUGGAAAAUAUUAGCUGCUACAAUUAGAUCUAAAGAUCGAAUUGUCUUGAUGGUUGCAUCUCUCUUGCUCCCUGGUGGAAGGACAGCAUACUCGCGUUUUGCAAUCUCUAUUAACUUUGAAUAUUUUUCAACAUGUAGCAUUAAUCAGAACAGCCCUUUGGUAGAGUUGAUAAUUCGAUGUAAGCUUAUUAUAUGGGAUGAAGCUCCAAUGGUCAACAGAUUUUGCAUCGAAACACUUAAUAGAACAAUGAGAGAUAUCUUAAGAUUCAAAAAUGCUAAUAGUCUUCAACAACCUUUUGGAGGCAAGACUGUUGUAUUUGGCGAGGAUUUUCCACAAUACUACCUUUGCAAGUUGUUGUCACUAACACAGAACAUGCAGCUGCGGGUGGACACUUUUGAUGAAAGGAAUAAUGAGGUAAAACAAUUUAUUGAUCGGAUUUUGUCAAUUGGAGAUGGUCAGUGUGGUGAUCUUAUUGAUGGGAUAGACAAGAUAAGAAUUCCUGAUGAUAUUCUCAUUGAUUAA
Molecule: messenger RNA, 2064 nt
Organism: Arachis duranensis
Lineage: Eukaryota; Viridiplantae; Streptophyta; Magnoliopsida; Fabales; Fabaceae
Exons: 6
Coding region: 1-2064 (687 amino acids)
Biological process (GO): telomere maintenance; DNA repair
Molecular function (GO): DNA helicase activity
Source: RefSeq, a predicted model, not a curated record